Messenger RNA from Photinus pyralis (common eastern firefly), 2613 nucleotides. Its product is annotated as lactosylceramide 4-alpha-galactosyltransferase-like. Gene Ontology annotation, molecular function: hexosyltransferase activity. Gene Ontology annotation, biological process: glycosphingolipid biosynthetic process. The transcript is spliced from 3 exons. Lineage: Eukaryota; Metazoa; Arthropoda; Insecta; Coleoptera; Lampyridae. The record is from RefSeq and is a predicted model, not a curated record. The coding region runs from base 1276 to 2307 and encodes 343 amino acids.
ACAUAAAAUGUUUGUAGUUGUGCAAAAAUGGAAGAAAUAUCGUAAAUUGCAUCCGCAGCGAAGGAAACUCUUCUUCCCUGCAAACCGAGAACGGUAUAUGAAGAAGCUUACAAUGGAUACAAGAAAUCGUGCGUAAAGAAAAAUGUAAAAAAAAACCAUUGAAGAUACAAUUCUGGCUUACUUUACUACCGAUCUCGCGUCGUAUAAAGCAUCAAGCUUAUGGAUUCCUUGCUACGCACUACGAUUCAUUUGAACGAAGGAGUAGAUAUUAGCAAGUUUCCCAGUGUUAUUCCAUUUCUUAAAUUGAAGGAGAAGGAUAUACGCCAAAAAAAUCGCUGAUUCUAACGGAUGAAAAUGUGGAUUCCUUUUUAUUAAGCGCUCAGGAUGAACACCAUUUGCUAAAUAAGGUAAUUCUUAUCUUUGGAGUGGCGGGUGCCUGUAGACGUCAGGAAUUGGUUUUUUUGCAGACGACCAAUGUUGAAGAUCAGGAAAAACAUUUUCUAGUCAAGAUCAUCGAUACGAAAACCAAAAAAGAUAGAUCGUUGGUCAUAUUACUAGGAAAACACAAUUUACUGCACAUAAUUAGAAAAUACAUAGCCAUUCGUCCUAAAGUAAGGUCACACAACAGAUUUUUAUCAAUUAUCAGAAUGGAAAGUGCACGGUUCAACCUGUAGGGGUUCAAUAAGUUGGUGGUGUUCCCAGUGUGGUGGCCAAAUUCUUGAAUUUAACAAAUGCUUCUUCCUACACGGACCAUUCUUUUCGAAGAACUUCUGCAAGUCUUCUGGCAAAUGCAGAUGGAAGUAUGACUGACAUCAUGCGCCAUGGAGGAUGGCUAGUGUCGCGGAAAGCUACGUCGAAGAGUCGGGCAAGUGAGAAUCAACCUUUGAGGAUUAAUUUUGUAGUUUAUUUUGCACACAUCUACGGUGUAGAAUAAAUGUUUAUCUUUAUCUUUCAUCAUCAAGUGAAAUGUAAUUUAGAUGAUAAGCACAGAUCCUGCUCAUGUCUUAUCUUCAGUUCGCGAGCUAUUUUUUCCAAUGUAACUUCUGUAAACCUUAUUUUACGAUUGAGGUAGUUAAGCGAUUGGAAGGAAUAACAAAAAGUGCACGACCUGUAACUACACCUUGAGAUUAUACAGGUAAUUAAAAAAUAAACCAUUCGGCGAAACACGUACUGUGAUUAGUUUGUUAAAGUAACUUCCAAUAAUUUUUUCGUCUCGGUAGGUAGGUAGUAGGUACCUAUUUAGUUUUUAGCAGAAGAAAUAGUAAUCGCCUGAAGAUGAAGAAAUUACUACUCCUUUUUUUUACGAUUACCGUAUUGGGAAUGGUUUAUUACGUCCACCUUCCGCAAUCCUCCGAGUCCAAGAUUUCACCUCUUGCAUGUUACGUCGCAGACGGCAACAGAUUGCCCGACCUAUUCGAAAUGCAAACGCCACCAGAAAAUUCGAUAUACUUCAUCGAAACGUCGUGCAAGUCGUUUACAGAGGGCGCAGUUUCGAUCAACCCAAGACAGGCAUGCGCUGUCGAAUCCGCUGCCCUAAUCAACCCCGACUAUCAAACCUACCUAAUGUACACGUCGCCUGGGUUAAUUAAGGACGAAACCACACUAUCCGGGAAGCUUUUACAUACACUAACCAACAUAAAAAAUGUCAACCUGUUGUGGUUGAAUUUUCCACGCCUGCUCAAGGGCACAUUUGUUGAAGAAUUGUACACGAGUGGCAAGAUCCAGUCUUCAAAGUUUCCCGUUAACACCGCAAGCAACAUCGCCAGACUUGUGCUUCUGUUGAAGUUUGGCGGAAUCUACCUAGACCUAGAUUUUGUGAUAAUUAGGCCAUUUGAUGACUUGGCGUCCAAUUUUGCGGUUGCUGAAUCUGUGAGCGCCGUUAACAAUGCAGUCUUAAGAAGCAGCCUCACCGGCAGUGGGCAAGCGUUUAUUAGGACAUGCUUGGAAGAAUUGCAAGCUCAUUUUUCUGGCAACGCGUGGGGGAAAAAUGGACCCGCCGUAGUUACCAAGGUUUUGAAGAAAAUGUGCAACGUGAAUAUGAUUCAAGAAAUGUACCAGAAGAAUUGCUCCGGAUUCAUCGUUUACCCAAGUGAUUACUUUUACCCAAUUUAUUAUAAAAACUGGAAGUUCUACUUUGAAAGCGGCCACGAAAAGGAUUUAUACUACGUUUUAGAGCAAAGUCAUGGAAUACACCUGUGGAAUAAGUUCAGUAAAAACGCACGUUCUGAUUCUGAGGAAUCCAUUUACAGAGUUAUUGCUAAAAGUCACUGUCCACAAGUGUAUUCUAUAGCGAGCGAAUAUUUUUGAAGCAUUGCAAAUCAAUAUUAUACUUUAUUUUACAGCAGAUGUUAAAUUGACAUUUUAAUAGGCUUGAAUGAGUAGGCUCAGUCUUACUUUGGCGGUGUGAGGUUAAAGUGAUCGCAAGCGUAGCUAAAGUGAAACAAAUGACUUAAUGGCAUCUGCCAUUCUUAAUAAAAAUGGGACGCUGAGCAUGAAAUAGAAUGAAGUUCAGCACAGAAAACAAUACUGUACUGGAAACGACGUAAGAGCCCAACCUUACUAUUUUUUACGUCUAAAUUGUUGAAUCUGUCGAAAAGUAAAAAGAUAUUUUCG